GUAAAUCUCCGUUCCCCUUUACCAUUCUAUUUUCGCCGUCCGUAUUCCCGUCUAAAUUUUCCCGGACCAUAAAAUCGAGUCGGCGGACGCCGUAACAACAGAGCCAUCGCGAUGUCUUCGGCGGCAGCGGCGCCGGAGAUGUUUGCGUCGGAAGCAGCAACUCCGAUGAGACAGGGCUAUGCUGUCGAGCUCUACUUCGAUCCGGCCCUCGAGAACCAAGUCCUAAAGGCUUGGAACGUACUAGCCCGACGACAGAUCAGCACUCAGCUCAUUGAGAUUGCCGCUCGCCCACACAUCACCCUCCUCUCCUCCCCCUCAAUCGACCCCGCUCGAUUCCUCACUGCCGUUCGAUCCCUCGCCGCCCGCCUCGAACCACUCCCUGUCUCCCUCUCUUCCGUCGCUUCCUUUCCCGGCGGCGGCAGCGGUGGAGGGGUUCUCUUUUUUGGGCCAACGCCGACCUCGGCUCUGCUCGGGCUCCACACGCAGCUUUGUGAGAUUCUGCGGAAGGAAGGGGUAGAGGCGGCGGAGGAGUUUCGGCCGGAUUCGUGGGUGCCACACUGUCCUGUGGCAAUUGACGUGCCGAGGAACCGGAUGGGAGAGGCUUUCUGCAUACUUAGGGAUCUGAAGCUACCGGUCUCUGGAUACGCGAUGGAUAUCGGGUUAGUGGAGUUCUCGCCAGUGCGGGAGAUAUUUUCGGUGCCUCUUGGGGGCGAUGCAGAGCCUUGAGGUAUGUGGGAAGACGGGAAGUUGGCUAGUUUGAUUUAUUUGAGUUUGGAUUUUUCUGGAUCUGAAUUUGGCAUGCUGGAUUCGGGUAGCAUUGCGGUUCUAAUUUUUUCUUGGACCAUGAGAUUGCUUUGCAUGAAGAACUUCCAAUGGUAAUGAAAGUUGAAACCUAAAAGCGAAACUAGGCUGUGAAAUCAUCUGAACUGAUGUUUGAUAGCAUUGUUUGUAUCUUGUAUUCCAUCACUGUGCCAUUUGUUUAUGCUUGAAGCUUAUGCUGUGUUGUUUCAUAACUCUUGUUCUGGAGGCUGUUUAUA
This is a messenger RNA of Phalaenopsis equestris, 1037 nucleotides long. RefSeq lists its product as uncharacterized. The transcript has a single exon. Bases 112 to 726 code for a protein of 204 amino acids. NCBI's taxonomy places the organism in Eukaryota, Viridiplantae, Streptophyta, Magnoliopsida, Asparagales, Orchidaceae. The record is from RefSeq and is a predicted model, not a curated record.